Messenger RNA from Trypanosoma cruzi, 3087 nucleotides. RefSeq lists its product as uncharacterized. Bases 1 to 3087 code for a protein of 1028 amino acids. Gene Ontology annotation, cellular component: Golgi apparatus. The transcript has a single exon. The record is from RefSeq and is a predicted model, not a curated record. Lineage: Eukaryota; Euglenozoa; Kinetoplastea; Trypanosomatida; Trypanosomatidae. Gene Ontology annotation, biological process: Golgi organization; endoplasmic reticulum to Golgi vesicle-mediated transport. Gene Ontology annotation, molecular function: small GTPase binding.
AUGUGGAGUAACUGGGGUGACGUCAAGAGGAAAAUCAAGGACAUUGCUGCCGAGAUCACUCAGCCACUCGAUGAGGAGUCGGAGGAUGCCCAUGAGAAGGAACAACCUUCCGGCGGGGGAAGAAGUAGGCCACUGCGGGAGGAGCCGCGUCCGAUGUCGCAUGCGGCACCGCACAGUUCUCGGCUCCUAACAGUGAAGAACGACUCGAUUUACGACCAUAGCGGCAGUUUAUCGACGUCACGAUUAGGGGGAUACACCGCCCCACCGGUUCGUCAAGCAGCCCCAUCGGAUAUUAGCACGACGCCACCAUCACGUCUUAACAACUCCAGCGUACAUGAGGAGAGUGUUGAGCGGAGUCGAAUUUCUUCUACCGCAACUGUGGAUAAGACGUUAUCAACGCCUUGUAAAGAAUCUGAAAUGGGAACAGCGGCGGCAACAACAUCCCCAGCAGGAACAAAAAACGGUGGCGAGGCGAAGCAAAACAAGGAGGAAUAUAUUGAGAAAUUGGAACAGCAGGUACGGCGAUUGUCGGAGGCUAAAUUUCAGAUUGAACAACAGGUUUUUGCGUACCAGGAAAAAGUGAGGGAAUCACAUAAAAAGACCGUGGAGUAUUAUGAACAAAAAAUGGCGACGCUUCAGCAUGGAAUAAGCUCGGAAAAGGCUCUAAAGGAAGAAUUUGCAGAAAAACUUUCGCAGCGCGAAAAGGAUUGUCAAGAACUUCAGAGUGAAGUUCAAGAACUGCGUGAACAGGUAAAGAAAUUUGAUGAUGAGGCCACCAUUAUAAAAAUAUUGCAUGAUGAGAUGAAAAAAACGUUAGCUGAUCGGGAAGAGGAAUGCUUGGAAAAGAGACGGCAGAUCGAAUCGUUGCAGGAGCUACACGAUGCUUUAUUGGAACGCGUUGAGCGUGAGAAACAAAAUAAAGACAAAACUCCAAUGGAGUCUGUCCCUAUUGCUCAUUCAGAUGCUCAUGUUAGCAGUCACGUUGCAUCGGGAUUGGUGGUGGGGGAUUCGUCAGUGGCGGAACUCCGUCGGCGCGUUGAGGCGCUGGAAGAGGAAAAAGUUCUCAUGUUGCGUGAGAAGGAGCAAAUGACGGCGUUGCUACUAGAAGAGCGGCGCAUCCACCGCGUCACAGUGAAGGAAAGAGAGCAGAUAUUGUCUCACGACCGGGAGCAGGCGCAGCGACUGGCGGCACUGGUUCAGCGACUUGAGAAUGAGCGGCAGCAGGAGCGACAAAACGACAGGGAGGAGGAAGAGAAACGAGGGAAGAUGUUGACGCAGCAGGAGGAGGCGGCGCCGGGGAAUGGGAUGGAAAUGGAAAGGGCCGCCGCGAGGAAUCGUGAGGAGCUGGAAAAGCUGACAUCUUCUUUGGAGAAGGAAAUUGUCGCGUUGCGGUCGCAGUUGGAGACGAACAAACAUGAAGGUGAGGAGGCCGUCCACCGCGUGAAGGCGGCGCUAAGCGAAGAACACGCGCGUAACAUGGCAGCGUUUGUGUCACAAGAGGAGCAAAGGACACGUGAAACGAUUGAAAAACUCCAACGCGAAUUGCAGGACGCCCAGCAGCACGGGAUUGAAUUAGAAAGACGACGGGAGAAGCUGUGGGAGGAAGUGCAGCAGCUUAAAGACCGCCUCAAGCAGGCGCACUCCGACGCAGAGACGCUCUCAAACAAGUUGAUUGUAGCCGAAACACAAGUGGAGGAGCUGCAGUUUAGUUUGCAGGAGGCGCGGCAUGCAACGGAGGGAAAUGAGGCUUCCCUUGUCUGCGCUCUCACAGCCCGAAAGAAGGAGCUGGAGACGACAAGUGCGCGACAAAAGGAGCUUUUGCAGCAGCUGGAGCACACCAUCACGGAUUGCCUUGUGCGCACAGACACAGAUUUGCCGCCGCCGCGUGAGGGCGUCGGGGCGUCUUUUUCGGAUAAAGUCAUUCUUCUUGUGAGUGAGUUUAACCGCCUCUUUAGUGAAAAUCAAAAAGCAGCGCAGCUGCAGAAGGAGUGGGAACGAACCUAUGAGCAGGCGCGAGGAGUGAAUGGGACACUUUCUCAGCAGGUGAGCGAGGCCUGGAAAACCAUUGGAGUCUUACGGGAGGACCUUUCCAUCCGGGAUCAGUCCUUUGCAAAGCUGAAACAACAACUUCAGGCGGAGUCGCAGCAGCGCCAUGAUGCACAACACACUCUGACGGUUAUAACAAAUGAACUCCAUGGCCUCAAGGAGGAAAAAAGGGCAUGGGAAACACGCAUAGGUCUCUCCAGUGAUGGAAAGGCAAAUCAUCAGGAACAGCUAAACGCGUUGGAGGCGGAUGUUGAGACACUGCGAAGGAACCUGCUUGAUCGGGAGGAGGAAUUGUCGCAGGCGCAAAGUAGUUUGGAGACACUCCAGCAGGUGCUUGAUACCUUCACACAGAACAAAACACGUGAUGUGGAAGAGCGGACAGCCGACAUGCAAAUUGAGAUUGAUCAGCUGCGGACGCAAUUGUUAGAGGCUGAGAAGCGACAACACCACCAUCAGGCGGACAUUGACGCACUGGCCGCAGGCCACAUGCGAGAAAUUGCGGCAAAGAAUGCGGAAAUUACUUCACUUCAUCGAAAACACGCCGAAAUUAGAAAGGCACUGGAUGAGACGGCGCGGCAGUUAAAUGGGACGACCAUGAUUGACAAACGCGUCAUUAGUCACCUUACGGUGAAUUUUAUUCAUGCAUUUGUGGGUAAGCGACGUGAGGCAGAUGAGAUGCUGAAGGUUUUAAGUGGCCUGCUGAACUGGGACGAGGAGAUGCAAGAAAAGGCGGGUCUGUUGCCCGGUCCUAGCAAUCCAAAGCCCGGCCAUCAGAGAAAAGGUGGUGGACUCAUUGGAGGCCUUGUGAAAACUGUCUGGGGAGGUCCUGGCCGUGGAGCGAGACAGGAAGGUGGUGACAGUGGCACGUCGCCAAGUAUUGCGGAGUUGUGGGUGGAGUUUUUAAUGCGAGAAAGCGAGGCGGGAACAAUUCAGGGGGAUGCGGCGUCGGUGAAUACCACUUCCAAUGCUUCCACUCUGCAAAUUGAGGAUGUCAUUGUUACGGAAGGAGAUGGCAGUGGCGUUAAGUCACUCACGGUUUAA